AUGCCAAAGCGCAAGCUCGAUGAGACCGAAGAAAGCACAUCUUUCAACCCAAAGGAGCGAAAGUUGACACUCAGAGCAGCUCGUUUGGAGCAGAAGAUCGAAUAUGGCACACUGCAGAUACACAAAGCCCUUAAAACUGCGCGGGGUUUUGAGCGUCAAAAGCUAGGAAGGCGCCAAAAGACGGCGCAGUUGAAGUCUGACAAGGCCCUGCUCUCACGACUCACAGAAGAGGUGCAGGCUUUGAAGUCACUGGAUCUUUUACAAAUCUCACAGAGGCACCUAAUAAAGCAGCUAGUGAAGACGAAGCGAAUCGCAGACUCACCAGUCCUUGCCCAGCUAGAUAUUUCCAGGCAAAAUCUGUUCGACGGAAGUAAGGAUGGACCUGCAGCAAAUGUUACAGCGCGCUUAUACAAUUCCAAUCCUGUCAAGACAAUUAUGCCGGGCAUAAUGGCUGGCAUUCGGGAAAUAUUGGGCUUGGACGAUACCAAAUCUUCAACUGAGGUAAAGCCCGACGAGAGGAAAAUGAUCGAUUGUGCCAGAAGGACAGCUCUGGAGCAUGACACAGAUACCCCAAUACGGAAGGCACUUGCCAUUGAUGAAGAUAGCAAUGUGUCUGGGGGUUACAAUGACGAGCUUGACCUCGAGCAGUUUGAAAAUCGCAUCGCCUCAAGUUCGGGUUCGGAAUUUGCCAGCAACGAUAGUGAUCGUGGGGGACAAAGUGAUAUUGAUAAUGAGAACAGUCACCAGAAUAGCUUAGCCUAUGACCCCGUAAAGGAUUUGACGCUUUCCCCUACCCCCUCAAUCGCCGAUUCAGACUCCCCUCCAGCGACUGCGACAAAGACCAAGAAGCCCUCAAAGUCGAAGGACAAAGCAUCAGAAACUACAUUUUUACCUUCCCUUACAAUGGGUGGAUACUGGUCCGGCACGGAGUCCGAAGCGGAGGACGAUGAGGCCGCCGAAGCCAUUGCACCACGGAAGAACCGAAUGGGCCAGCAAGCUCGGCGAAAAUUGUGGGAGAAGAAGUACGGUGCAAGCGCCAACCAUGUGCGUAAGCAGACCGAAAGCAGCGCUCGCGAUAGCGGUUGGGACAUGCGUCGAGGGGCAAUGUCGCAGGAAGACCGAAGACGCGGGCGUGGUAAUGGUAGGCGGGUUGCUGGUCAUCAUUCUAGGGUAGACCAUAAAAGCGCCCCUCGGCCUGCGAAUCCGCCUAGGCAAAUUCAACCACCGCGGGAGCAGAAACCACUGCAUCCUUCAUGGGAGGCAGCGAGACUAGCCAAGGAGAAAAAGAAUCAGGCAAGCUUUCAGGGGAAAAAAGUUGUAUUCGACUGA
This is a messenger RNA of Ophidiomyces ophidiicola, 1329 nucleotides long. RefSeq lists its product as uncharacterized. The record is from RefSeq and is a predicted model, not a curated record. The coding region runs from base 1 to 1329 and encodes 442 amino acids. Lineage: Eukaryota; Fungi; Ascomycota; Eurotiomycetes; Onygenales; Onygenaceae. Gene Ontology annotation, cellular component: nucleus; 90S preribosome. The transcript has 2 exons. Gene Ontology annotation, biological process: maturation of SSU-rRNA.